Nicotiana tabacum (common tobacco) is the source of this 3670-nucleotide messenger RNA. The record is from RefSeq and is a predicted model, not a curated record. NCBI's taxonomy places the organism in Eukaryota, Viridiplantae, Streptophyta, Magnoliopsida, Solanales, Solanaceae.
UUUUUUUUUUUUUUUUUUUGAUGUUCUGCAAUAUAUGUUUAAAGCUGGAAUAUGUUGGGGCUUUAAACAAAAAAUGCUAACUAAAGAGUGGGCUUUAAGGAAUAAAGGCUUAAUAUAAGGAAUAGAUAAAAAGAAUAUAUGUAUUUCAAGAAAUAUAACUACAAAACCGAACCACAAGUAUUUGGUGUGCUCUCUUCAAGGCAAGGCUCAUGAAACAAUGAGCAUGACGUAGUGUCUGCACUGAAGUGCAGCUUAAAUGAGGUGAAGCACAAAACCUAUGUUGCACCUAGCUUUAGGAUUAUGCGCGCCUCAAGAGAGCCUUUGACAACACUGACUUAUAGAUGUUACAUUUCAUUUUUCUGAAUACAUGAUGACUCUGCAUUAUAUCUUGAUUUUAGAAUGGAUUUCAGGUUUUACAGAACUUAUGAUCCACCAUGUCUAGAGUAUUUUGCAGAAUGCGUUCUUGGGGACAUUUCAUUUCGCUGAAUCUUUCUAAUUGCCUUUAUAUGGCCGAGAAACUGAGAUUUUUGACUUUUGUAAGGAGUUAACUUCGAUUACUAAUAGAUUGGGGACAAUGGCCUAGAAAGCAUGGUGACUGUUGAACAGCAUGAUGGAUGGAGUUGGUAGGAAAGGGGGACAAUGGCCUAGAAAGCAUUUCAACUAUUCUUAAUUGGCUUUCUGAUUUUUGAGUUUGCUAACACUACUAUUGUUAUAUCUGCAACCAUGACCUUGUGACCUUUUUGUUCAAAAGUCAUGUGAAGUAUUCUAUUAGUUAGUAAUCUUUUAUGUGUUACUUCACGUCGAGUAAAAGCGAUAUAAAAGAAUAGGGUGCUCAAAGGAUUCAUUUGCAUGGGGAUAUGAUCUAUAGGAAGAAAGCUACUUGUAGACCAGGCUCAUUUGCUUUUGGAGAUUAGCUUAACCCAAAAUCUCUUCUACUGAAGUUUCAAGUGGACCAGUUGGCUGCCUUUAUACUUGCAACGUCUCCAAUGCUAUCAACUGUGUUAUCGGAUUUGCUCCGUUCUACAAGAUCUAGGCAUCAUCUUUGGUUUGUGAUAGUCAUUCGCGGAUUCAAUAUCCCUUGUUGAGAACAAAGUAAACUUUUCCCUAGUCAUAUAGACAUGGCAACACGGUCAGCACCUAAUUAUCAUUUGUUGAUAUAUGCCAAUGUCCCAAUCUCUUCUAUAAUGCUGGGCUGUGCUUGUUGGGCACUCAUUAGAAAAUACACUUAUUGGACAAUGUCAUUAAUUCAGCUGUUUUGAGAUUAUGUCUUGUCAAAAUGGGAAAAUUUGAGUGCCUGUGAGGUACUGGUAGAAUAUGUUGUUCGGGGAGCUUACUGUGGCUGUGACUAGGAAGGUUAAAGGUUAGUUUAGAUUUAGCCUUGAGCAAGGAGAAGAAAGGCCAAGCCAGAGAGGGCUUCUCUUUCCUGGAAGUAAAAAAUGUUUGGCAGGCUUAGCUCAGAUGGAAAUGAAUAAAUUUUUCUGAUACACAUUGGAAUCCGGCUAUAAUUGUUCCCCCGGUGUGAAACCAGUUGGUUCCGUAGUUUUAGAAUUCUGCUGAUCCAAUCUCUUCAUACCAUUUUGGUAAUUCUUAGUACUUUUUUUUACAACCGAGAAAUCCCCAAGGUUCAGUGGCACACAGUUCAAAACUCAUGGAUAAUGGGCUCCCUCUACUUAAUUACUAGGAUUUUGUAUGCGGCAGGGUCCGAACCCCUGGCGCGCGCCUAACCAACACAUCACAAGUUGCGCUCUACCACUAGACCAAAGCUCAAGGGGCUAAUACUUAGUAUUAUCAUCAUACAAUUCUGUUAAAUACUUAGUAUUAUGGGAACACCACUCUAUUUAUAGACUUCCUCCAGAGGCAUUAAGCCUAUCUAUUCUACCAAGUGGUCAAUCUUUUUCCACCUUGAGUCUACUUUAUUCUUCUCGUCAUGACCAUAAUAUUAACCAUUAAUUUUGUCUUACCUUGUCAAAAGGUUGAUUAAAUUUGUGGAGAUGGAGUAACUAUUUAGCGAUGCAUACAAAACCAGGGUGUUGAGCUGUAAAGUUAAUCUGGUUUGUGUGAUUUGAUAUAUAAUCAUGCGGUACUUAUAAUUUUUGCAGAUCUCUUUGCAUUGCUAUUUUCUCCUGUACUUUUAGUAAUCCAUUUUGUUGGAAUUGGCUGUUGAAGUCUUGCAUGUUCACAUGAGGCUACUUCUGCAGGCUGGUCAAUCAUUGGAUAAGGGUGGUACAAGGGGUGGUGUUCAGCACAAAAGUGGUGGUAGGGGUAAAUUUAGCAAUAUUGCUGGAGUUGCUAGGUGUGAAUUGUGCAAGAUUGAUUGUGGUAAGAUUAGUAGCCUUAAGCAGCACGAGAGUGGUAAGCGGCACAGAAGGAGCUUGAAAAAAUUGGAAGCAGAAAACAGAACCGUUAGUGAUAUCCAGAAUGUACAGAAACCUUCUGGUGAUUUAAAACCAGGAACAAACAUGAAGCCUGGUGGUCAGCACAAAAGUGGUGGUAGGGGCAAAUUUAGCAAUAUUGCUGGAGUUGCUAGGUGUGAAUUGUGCAAGAUUGAUUAUGGUAACAUGACCAGCCUUAAGCAGCACGAGAGUGGUAAGCGGCACAGAAAGAACUUGAAAAAAUUGGAAGCAGAAAACAGAACUGUUAGUGAUAUCCAGAAUGUACAGAAACCUUCUGGUGAUUUAAAACCAGAAACGAACAUGAAGCCUGAUGAUUUGCCUAAGGAAGAAGAGACUAAGCAGAAUCCGCCUCCUUUAGACACCAUACUGUCCGAAAUUAGAUUAGGAACUGAACUUAAAAUCAAUGAUGCACAAUGCGAUGUAGUUCCAACGCGUGGUUUGAAACGCAAGAUGCUAGGUGGUGAAGGGCAGGCAAAGAAAAUUUCCAAAGCAAAGAGGCGGCUGUUUGUGAUUCCUUUGAUGUGUGACCUGUGCAAUGUGAAAUUUGAUACACGAGAGAAUCUUAGAAGUCAUCUUUCGGGUAGAAAGCACAAAUCAAAGCUCAAGUGCUUUGAAGGACGACUUGGACUUCAAGCACUUUAUCCCCCUAAUCAUAUCACGCAAACCGCAUACCAUUGGCAGGGUGUUCAACAAAUUUUUAAAGCUACACAAGUUUCAGAUCCCAUUGCGGGUGCUUCUGUUCUUCCUCAGACUCACAAUGCCACACCUUCUGCAACAGGAGUCAGCAUCAUUUGAUAAGGAAGCAAGGCAACUAUUAUACUGCAGAGACGUUAUACUCCAUCUGUGAACAUGGGUAAGUACUACACUUUUGUAAAGGCAGGUCGGUGGCAGGUGAUGUCCAUUUGCAGUUGAUUUUGUUGGCUACCUCCAUCAAGGAGCCACCUCUAAUCAGGUGGAGGAAGUGUUGUUUAGAACAUGUAUAGCUCAGUUCUGGCAACUGAGGAGCUCCCCCUUCCCUCGCUCCCCCUUUCAUUCACUGGGGAAUAGUUGACCAAAAGGGCUCUGUUAAGGGCUUAAGGCACAUUUUACUGCAUAGUAACUUCUGGGUUUCUAGUUAAAAGGAAAUUGCUCUUUUGGUAUCUUUGCUGUCAAUAGGGAUUUAUAACCCAAACAAACAUGAAGUGGGUUUCCAAAGCAAUUGGUAAACAUUAAGCUCAAAAUUUCGAAGUCGCCCCCCAUUUUGUUGGGUUCAAAUGAGUUUUUAUGUUUUUCUUGAA